Cucurbitaria berberidis CBS 394.84 is the source of this 1419-nucleotide messenger RNA. RefSeq lists its product as uncharacterized. Gene Ontology annotation, molecular function: protein binding. The transcript has a single exon. NCBI's taxonomy places the organism in Eukaryota, Fungi, Ascomycota, Dothideomycetes, Pleosporales, Cucurbitariaceae. Bases 1 to 1419 code for a protein of 472 amino acids. The record is from RefSeq and is a predicted model, not a curated record.
AUGUCCCUCUCAACGAUUCCACCCGAGCUUGGUGGCGAAAUCGCCCGCUUCAUGGACCAUGACGCACUCAACAAUCUUUCGAAAGUCUCCAAGUACUAUCGGAGUAUCGCAGAGCCAUUCCUUUACCGGAAUCUCGAGUUCAGAGGUCGGCAAGAUACCAACAUUCGCUGGCUAUUCUUAACAAUUGUGUCCCGACCCGGUCUUGCUGCGCAUAUCAGAUCUUUCAAAUUGAUCCUCAGAUGGAGCCAGGCGAAGGGCAAAGCAACCACUGUUGACUUAAACGAAAGCUUUUGCAAGUUAUACAAACAGCUCAAAGGUGUUUUGCUUGAGAUCCUCGGUGCAAAUGCGCCUCCAGAAAUGACCAGCACUUGGGUGUGUGAGAUUGCAAGACCCGACGGCCUCGAAGGUUGUUUGGCAUACAUCCUAUUCCGGGCAGUUUCAAUCCUAUCAAUUGACCUUGGAGAGCCGAUACUGCCCAAGUUUGGUCCACUCCUUGCUCAGAUCGCAUACUAUGCAUGCCAAAAGGGCAUAUUUAAAGCGUCGGUACCCUUCUCGAGACUGAAGAAUUUUCGGGGCCCCUUCCCAGGUGUAAGGAACAUACCGCAUCUCCCUUCACUCGACUUCCUCGAAAUCACACACUGGUCAUGGAAAUUGCAGGAUACUCUCAAUCGAGCGCCGGAUAUCCGUACGUUGGAUACAGCAGGUGGGACAAAGAUUCAGAGUCUGAAGUUACAAUUCGUCGACAUACAAAUUUCUACAUUAUGCAAGCUCCUGCAACACGAGCGCCUACGUCAUCUCACGGUAUUCUCUAUGAUUAACAUGUAUGACCUUGGAAACGACAUUUCUCAAUCUAUAAUAACCACGCUUCAAGACCACUGUCCUUACCUCACAACUCUGGAAUGGCUCUGCUGGGCUGAAGAAUUCGGCGAGGGGAAUUCGGAGCCAGUACAAGGACUUCAAGAACUUCAUUCCCUCACAAUUCUCCUUAUUGAUCUAAGUUUCAUGGUCAAUCAUCCGCCUCGUACUUCUGACUUCCUCAACCUCACCCGCAUUCUGCCGCCCAAUCUUGAAUCCUUAAAUCUCGCCAGUGUCCCUUGCUGGAAUUUUGUCGAUUGGGUUGAACCGUACGCCAACAAUGCAGUCAGCACGAAACACGCAAUGCAACAUAUGCGGUAUCUCAAAGCAUACAUCCCGUUGCGAAAGUUCUCUAUCAGUUUAGACCCGGUGUUGGAAGGCGACCGGGCAUUGUGGAUGCAACGAUUUUCUGGCAUCCGACACUUUUUGAUCACCAUGGCUCGCUCUUUCUUGGCGAUGGGAAUCAAACUCUCAAUUCUCGAGGAGGUGCUUGGGUCCUACAGCGAACUCAGAUCUGAGCUCUUAGUGGAUGCGGAGUCCACAGCAGACGACGAGAUCCAUUGA